AUGGCGCCGCCGGGCGCCCCGGCCGUGCCGGGCCCUCUGGCCCUGCUGGACCCCACAGGGCAGUUUGCAAAAAGGAAGAAGACUUCACUUUGGUUCACAGUCUCUCUGCUGGUGGUGUCUAUUUUCAUACUGACCGUAGGGCUGGCAGCUACAACGAGAACAGAAAAUGUUACCGUGGGAGGCUACUACCCAGGCAUCAUUCUUGGCUUUGGAUCUUUCCUAGGGAUUGUUGGCAUCCACCUGGUAGAGAACAGAAGACAAAUGUUGGUAGCCUCCAUUGUAUUUAUCAGCUUUGGCGUGGUAGCAGCAUUCUGUUGUGCAAUAGUUGAUGGAGUGUUUGCAGCACGACACAUAGAACCCAGACCUUUGUAUAACAGAAGGUGCCAGUUUUAUUCAAGCGGAGUAGGAUUCCUGUAUGAUGCCUACCAGACAGAGGUGACGUGUUAUACCUUAAACAACAAGUGCCAGCUGAAAGUAAAGAGUAACACAUGCUAUUGCUGUGACCUCUACAACUGUGAGAACUCAGAGCAGUCCUCCAGCUACUACGAAUUUCUCGGUGUGAGCAGCUGCCAGGACGUGAUUCACCUGUACAGGCUGCUGUGGUCCUCCACAGUCCUGAACAUCAUCGGGUUGUUCCUGGGGAUCAUCACGGCAGCCAUUCUCGGGGCCUUUAAAGACAUGGUACCUAUGUCCCAAAUUGCUUUCAGUGCUGCACCUCCUCCUCAGAUCCUGUACAAUCCUGCCCAGCAGAUCCUGACGUAUGCUGGGUUUUGUCCUUCUGCUGCAACUAUUUCUACGUAUCCAUCCUAUCCGUUGCCUCUUCAGCCUGCCAGCAAUUUUCCAGGAACAUCAUCUACUGACAUUUCUUUAUCAGAAGAAACUCAGCCUCCUUCUCAGUCCAGCUCCAACUACGGCCUUCCCCCCAAUGCUCCACCCCUCUAUGCACCGACUUACUUUUUGCCUGGAGAAAAGCCUCCACCGUACGCACCGUAG
This is a messenger RNA of Cygnus atratus (black swan), 993 nucleotides long. It is a transcript of the gene TMEM255B, whose product is annotated as transmembrane protein 255B. The record is from RefSeq and is a predicted model, not a curated record. Bases 1 to 993 code for a protein of 330 amino acids. NCBI's taxonomy places the organism in Eukaryota, Metazoa, Chordata, Aves, Anseriformes, Anatidae. The transcript has 9 exons.